AUGAAUCUUCCUUUUUUUUUUUUCCCGUUAAAAGAAUUAUAUAUUAUCACAAAAUCACCCAAAGAUACAGUAUUCUUUUGUUUGGAUUGUAAAUUAAAACCAUGUUGUACUCAAUGUACAUCAAAUAAAGGUGAACAUCAUGGUCAUAGAACUGAUUCAUUAGAAUUAGUAAAUACUCUUUCAGUAUUGGAACAUACUCAAGAUAUAAUGGAUAGACUUAUAACUUCUUCAAUUAAAGAUAAGAAUGAAUUACUUAAAAUAUUAGUUUAUAAUUAUAAUAAUGAAUAUCAUAAUAAAGAGAUCUUUGAAAAAUUUAAUGAAAUUUCAAAAUUUAAUGAUCAACAAAUUUUUAAUAAUGAAGAUUGUUUUAAUGUUCAUGGAGAUACAAUUAAAACUAUUAAAUUUAACAAUUUAAACUUUAAUAUUUAUAAAGAGGGUGAUAUUCUUAAUUUUAAGGAGAAUGUGGGUAUAGAAUUCAAAGACAAUUCUAUAAAAAAUCAAUUACCAUCAAGUGUAAUGCUCUUGGAUGGAUUCAAUCAAAAAUUAACACCAGGUAUAUUACCAGAUCAUAUUAAAUGGUUGCAUUUAGGUGAUAUUAAACAAGAAUUAAUUGUUGGCUCAAUUCCUAAUACUGUGACUCAUGUCACUUUAUUUGAUGGAUUUAAUCUAAAAUUAACACCAGGUAUAUUGCCAAAUUGUCUUGAAUCCUUGUAUUUAGGUAAUAUUGGACAAGAAUUUAUGAUUGGUUCCAUUCCUAAUACUGUGAAGAAAGUAAAAAUUUCUGAAAAUUUUAAACACCAAAUUGAACCUUUUGUUUCAAAAAAUGAAAUAAUAAUUAAAUUAGGUUGA
Dictyostelium discoideum AX4 is the source of this 849-nucleotide messenger RNA. RefSeq lists its product as hypothetical. The coding region runs from base 1 to 849 and encodes 282 amino acids. The record is from RefSeq and is a predicted model, not a curated record. The transcript has 4 exons. Lineage: Eukaryota; Evosea; Eumycetozoa; Dictyosteliales; Dictyosteliaceae.